Molecule: messenger RNA, 3154 nt
Organism: Erinaceus europaeus (western European hedgehog)
Lineage: Eukaryota; Metazoa; Chordata; Mammalia; Eulipotyphla; Erinaceidae
Gene: NVL
Product: nuclear VCP like
Exons: 23
Coding region: 76-2631 (851 amino acids)
Biological process (GO): ribosome biogenesis
Cellular component (GO): nucleus
Molecular function (GO): RNA binding; ATP hydrolysis activity; ATP binding
Source: RefSeq, a predicted model, not a curated record
GGCGGCGGCGGCGGCGGCGGCGGCGGCGGCGGCGGCGGCGGCGACGGCGGCGGCGACGACAGACGGACAAACAGCAUGAAGCCCCGGCCCGUCGGCUUCGUAGACCAGAAGCUGAAGCAUCGAGUCGUGCAGUACCUGUCCAGUAACAGAUGUGGCAAAUAUGUGGACACUGCAGUCUUAGCAUCUGACUUACAAAGAAUGUACAGUAUGGACUAUGGACGAAGAAAGAGAAAUGCUUUCAGGAUUCAGGUGGAAAAAGUAUUUAGCCUAAUUAGUAAUGAGAAAGAAAGCAAGGCUCUCACAGAGUUAGAAGAUGAACAUCUAGCAAAAAGAGCAAGACAAGAUGAAGAGGAUAAUGAAUACACUGAAAGCUAUUCUGAGGAUGAUUCAGAUGUGGAAGUUUAUCCAGAUCAACAGUCAGCCAAUCAUAUGAACAGUUCGCUGCUCUCCUUAUAUCGGAAAGGAACUUCUGUGUCAAGCACUCCUGGGACGGAGCAAAGAGAUAGCGGUGCUUCAACACCACGGACAGCUUCCAGAGCCCCCAUUCCUUUGACGACUGCUGCUGAUAGUUCUGAAGGAGGCUGGUUUAUUGACAAAACUCCAGGUGGAAAGAGAGACAGUUUUUUCUCAGACUUGUCAGUUGAGAGAAGUAAUCAGAAGAAGCCUGUAUCUGAGAUUGAGGAUUCCAAAGAUUCAUUUCUGGAGAGUGACCAAAAAGGGAAAGUCAGGCAAAAAAAGAAAAGAAACAAAAGGAAUAUGGAGCUUCAGGAGGUUGAUGGAGUGAUAGAAACUACCCUGCAAAAGAAAGCCAGAGCCCACGGGCCAGAUCUGCAGGUAUCCAGUGUGAAGUUUGAAGACAUCGGCGGCAAUGAUGCGACUUUGAGAGAAGUCUGCAAGAUGCUGAUCCACAUGCGGCACCCUGAAGUGUACCAGCGCCUGGGUGUCACCCCCCCCUGCGGAGUCCUCCUGCACGGCCCGCCGGGCUGCGGGAAGACGUUGCUCGCACACGCCAUUGCUGGGGAACUUGAUCUUCCGAUCCUGAAAAUUGCUGCCACAGAGAUUGUUUCUGGAGUCUCCGGGGAAUCUGAACAGAAGCUGAGAGAACUGUUUGAACAAGCCGUGUCAAAUGCACCCUGUGUCCUUUUUAUUGACGAGAUUGAUGCUAUAACUCCCAAAAGAGAAGUCGCUUCAAAAGAUAUGGAACGAAGAAUCGUAGCCCAGCUGCUAACCUGCAUGGAUGAUCUGAACAACGUGGCCACGACAGCCCAGGUCCUCGUCAUCGGAGCCACUAACAGGCCAGACUCCUUAGACCCUGCGCUGAGGCGGGCGGGAAGAUUCGAUCGAGAGAUAUGUCUAGGCAUCCCGGACGAGGCGUCGAGAGAGAGGAUCCUUCAGACUUUGUGUAGAAAACUGAGACUUCCUGAAGCUUUCCAGUUCCGUCACUUGGCCCACCUCACCCCGGGCUUCGUGGGCGCAGACCUGAUGGCGCUGUGUCGCGAGGCUGCUGUGUGUGCCGUCAGCCGGGUGUUGGCACAGCUGCAGGAGCAGCGGAGACAAGGCCCCGAGAGUGAAGGGCUGCCCGCUGAGGGAGGCCAGCAGGAGGGCACUGGAAUGGAGCCCAUCGCAGAGGCUCAGAAUGAGCUGCAGAGGAUGUUGGGGUUGCUGAGAGACCAAGACCCCCUCUCUGACGAGCAGCUGCAGGGGCUGUGCAUCGAGCUGAACGAUUUCACAGCUGCCCUAUCCUCAGUCCAGCCCUCUGCCAAGAGGGAGGGCUUUGCCACUGUCCCCAAUGUCACCUGGGCAGAUAUUGGUGCCCUGGAAGAUAUUCGGGAGGAGCUCACCAUGGCCAUAUUGGCACCCGUGCGUAACCCCGAUCAGUUCAAGGCUCUUGGAUUGGUGACCCCAGCUGGAGUCCUCCUUGCUGGUCCUCCCGGCUGUGGGAAAACGCUGCUGGCAAAGGCAAUUGCAAAUGAGUCUGGACUAAAUUUUAUAUCUGUCAAGGGCCCUGAGUUGCUGAAUAUGUACGUGGGUGAGAGCGAGCGCGCCGUGCGGCACGUCUUCCAGAGAGCCACCAACUCUGCCCCCUGCGUGAUCUUCUUUGACGAAGUGGAUGCCUUGUGCCCCCGAAGGUCAGAUCGAGAGAACGGGGCGAGUGUCCGGGUGGUGAACCAGCUGCUCACAGAGAUGGAUGGCCUGGAGGCCCGCCGGCAGGUCUUUAUCAUGGCAGCUACGAACAGACCAGAUAUCAUUGACCCUGCAAUCCUGCGCCCAGGCCGCCUGGACAAAACGCUCUUCGUGGGCUUGCCGUCCCCCGAGUCUCGAUUGGCCAUCUUGAAGACGAUCACAAAAAAUGGCACCAAGCCCCCAAUGGAUGCAGAUGUGAGCCUGGGAGCCAUCGCUGGUGACCUGCGCUGUGACGGCUACUCGGGUGCGGACCUCUCAGCCUUGGUGCGGGAAGCUUCUCUCUGUGCCCUGAGACAGGAGAUGGCGAGACAUGGGAGCGGAGACGGAGGAGGUGAGCUCAAAAUCAGCCAGAAGCACUUUGAAGAAGCCUUCAAGAAAGUGAAACCAUCUCUAUCCAAAAAGGAUCAGGUGAUGUACGAGGCCCUGCAGCGCUCCCUCAGCCGCUGACCUCGCUUCAGCGCCUCCUCCGGCCAGAGCCCAAGAGACACCCUGCCUCCUCUGGAAGAAAAAGAAAAGCAAUGCUGCGCUGCUGACACGGCGAUGCUUUCUGUUCACUGUUGAAACGCUCUUGGAUUUAGAGAAGAGCCUCUCCCCGCUGGGCUGUCUGAGAGGAAGCAGAGAGGACGCCUGCCCCUGUGCUCACUCGUGCUCCCCUGCCACACCCGUGCUAUUCUGGGGUGCUGCUGGGCGACCCCGAAAAUACUCCGUGCAGCUCGUCAGAUGCAGACACUGCCCUUCCCCCAGGUGUUGCCAGAUGCAGACACUGCCCUUCCCCCGGGUGUUGCCAGAUGGGGCGGCCGGCUACCAUCCCUUUGGCCAGGACCCAGCUGACACUUUCUGAAGAACUUCCGCAUCAUUUCUCACAGCACUGCUGUGUCCGAGUUCAGGUUUGUUGGAAAAGUCAUGACACUCCUCACGUAGAAAGAAAUGUCAUGACUUACGACCACUCAAUAUAGGGGUUGCUUACCUA